UACAAGGAUGGAUUUCAGAGGCGUAAUCUUUGGCAUAAUAUUUCUGUCGUGGUUUUCACUUCCACUCUCAUUGGCGGCAGAUAAUGUUGAAGUUGUGAUUGAAGGAGCAACUUCAAUAGCUAAAACGGAUGAUAAUUUUGUUUGUGUUACAAUUGAUUGGUGGCCUCCUGAGAAGUGUGACUAUAACCAGUGUCCUUGGGGAAAGUCUGGACUUUUCCAUUUGGAUUUGAAAAACAAGAUUAUGGAAAAUGCUAUAAAGGCAUUCAAUCCAUUGAGAAUCAGAAUUGGAGGUUCAUUGCAAGACCAAUUGGUGUACAACGUUGGAAAUAAGAUUAAGAGAUGCCAUCAUUUCAAGAAAAAAGAGAAGGGUUUUCUGUUUGGAUUCUCAAAAGGGUGCCUUGACAUGAAGAGAUGGGAUCAACUUAAUGAAUUUUUCAACCGAACUGGAGCAAAGAUUACAUUCAGCUUGAAUGCUCUUAUAGGAAGAAAAAAGUCUAAAACUGAGAAGGAUCUUUGGGUUGGUGAUUGGAAUCCACAAAAUACUCGGGAUCUCAUGAAGUACUCUAUUUCCAAAGGAUACAAAAUCGAUUCAUAUGAACUUGGAAAUGAACUUUGUGGAUCUGGGGUAUCUGCAAGGGUGGAGGCUAAACAAUAUGGCAAAGAUGUUGUAGUACUUAAGAAUCUCGUGAAAGAGUUGUACCCGAAUGUCAGUACCCAACCAAAGGUUCUGGGCCCUGGAGGCUUUUACGAAGAGGAAUGGUUUAACACCUUUUUGAAAGCCACAGGACCAGAUGUCCUUGAUGGAGUCACACACCAUAUCUACAAUCUUGGACCUGGUGAUAGUCCAGACCUGAUUAAGAAUGUUCAGGAUCCAUUUUACCUAAGUCGAAUUGCUCAGACAUUUAAAGAUGUUUCAAACGCCGUCGACAAGCUUGCACCAUGGUCAGGAGCUUGGAUUGGGGAAUCAGGUGGAGCUUAUAACAGUGGUGGCAAAGAUGUUUCCCGUACCUUUGCCGAUGGAUUUUGGUUUUUCGACCAGCUGGGGAUGACAUCCAUUUACAACCACAAGGUUUACUGCAGACAAGCUUUGAUUGGUGGAAACUAUGCUCUCCUUAAUACUACAACAUUUAUUCCCAAUCCAGAUUACUAUGGUGCACUUCUGUGGAACCAGGUUAUGGGAAGUAAAGUACUCUCUGCAACUCACAAUGGUUCUCCAUAUUUGCGUGUAUAUUCUCAUUGUGCAAAGAAAAAGCCUGGGAUUUCUCUCAUUUUCAUCAAUUUGUCAAAAAACAACACCUUCGUGAUCAAGCUUUCGCAUGAUCAAAACCUGCAUGUGAGGCCUAAUGUUAGAUUCGAAGGUGGCGAUAAAAGAGAAGAGUACCAUUUGACUCCCAAAAAUGGAAACAUUCAAAGUGAUGUUGUUUUGUUGAAUGGAACUCCAUUGGUACUCUCAGAUUCAUUGAACAUUCCCCAGCUGAAUCCAAAGCUUGUGGAUGCUUCCACUCCAAUCACUAUUGCUCCCCAUUCAAUUGUAUAUGUUACUAUAAAAGACUUCAAUGCGCCUGCCUGCGCUUAG
Messenger RNA from Durio zibethinus, 1576 nucleotides. Its product is annotated as heparanase-like protein 2. NCBI's taxonomy places the organism in Eukaryota, Viridiplantae, Streptophyta, Magnoliopsida, Malvales, Malvaceae. Gene Ontology annotation, molecular function: beta-glucuronidase activity. Gene Ontology annotation, cellular component: plant-type cell wall; membrane. The record is from RefSeq and is a predicted model, not a curated record.